Rhizophagus irregularis DAOM 181602=DAOM 197198 is the source of this 312-nucleotide messenger RNA. The record is from RefSeq and is a predicted model, not a curated record. NCBI's taxonomy places the organism in Eukaryota, Fungi, Glomeromycota, Glomeromycetes, Glomerales, Glomeraceae.
AUGACCGAGUGGUGGUCUGAACUGUUCAACAUAGUAAAUACUGAAGUGCUUAUCAAGUUUCUACGCGACAUAAACUUGCUUGACGAAAGUGACUUACAGAUUCUUAUCAUCGAAAAGAUUAACGGAUUGGAUUUUAUAAGCUUUUCAAGACAAGAUUUUCAUCUUUGUGGGUUGAAAUGGGGACCAGCAAUAAGACUUAUAAGAGCCGCUUGGGAAAUCAGGUGCAAGAAUUGGAAUUUGUUACCACCCAAUACACGUACCGUAUUAAGCACUCUUUCCAAGAGUCUUGAUCUACCUCCUGUUACAGAAUAG